UUUCUUCCCUUCCCCUCAACCUUUUGCUUUCGCUUUUGUUUCCGUUGAAACCGCUCUCCUUCUCUCCUCUCUCUCUCUCUGUCUCUCUCUCAAUGCAAAAUCCUCCAACGUCUAAAUUGCUGACUGAACUUUAACUUCAAGAUAUUUUCCAUCAAGCCCAACAAACACUCCCACCACCUCUCUCUCUGGAUAAAAUUCACACCUCAAAUUCUCCAUCAACCUCUCUUGCCGGUAACAAUGGCGGUUCUCGGAGAGACAACUGAAGCCUCAAACAACUCCCUCUCCCACAAGAUCACCGCCAAAACCCCAUUAUUCAACCUCAAACUCUACGCUGUUAUAGCCAUCCUCGUCCUCUGCCUCCUCGCAGCCGCCCUUCUCAUCUUCCUCUGCCUCCGCAUAACUCGAGCCUCACGAAAACGCAAGAUGCGCGUGAAGCACAGCUCCGGCUCAAUCCCCCUCGUCUCCAAGGAGAUCGCCGAGAUCAAGGAACCGAGUCCACGCGCCGCUUACAAUGGCGAGAGAACAAUAGGAAAUGAAAAGUUGAAGGAGGCUCCGCUGGAGGUGACGGAGAUUGUUGACAUCGAAAGAGGGAAAGGGAACCGGAGCGGGUUGGAAAGUGACGGGUCGAGCCCGCAUAACAUCGGGUGGGGCCGGUGGUACAGCUUGAAGGAGCUGGAUAUCGCGACACGCGGGUUUUCUCCAGAGAACGUAAUUGGAGAAGGAGGAUACGGCAUCGUCUACAGCGGCGAGCUGCAGGACGGCUCUGUCGUGGCCGUCAAGAACCUUCUGAACAACAAGGGUCAGGCAGAGAACGAGUUUAAGGUGGAAGUCGAAGCCAUUGGGAAAGUAAAGCAUAAGAACUUGGUGGGUCUAAUUGGUUAUUGUGCAGAAGGUGCUCAAAGGAUGCUUGUGUACGAGUACAUUGACAACGGCAACUUGGAGCAAUGGUUGCACGGCGAUGUUGGGCCUGUCAGCCCUCUGACCUGGGAUAUUCGUAUGAAAAUCGCCAUCGGGACAGCAAAAGGGCUGGCCUAUUUGCAUGAAGGGUUAGAACCCAAGGUGGUGCACCGUGAUAUAAAAUCCAGUAACAUUCUUCUGGAUAGAAAGUGGAACGCAAAAGUAUCAGAUUUUGGUCUGGCCAAGCUCUUAGGAUCGGAGGCAAGCUAUGUGACUACACGCGUUAUGGGGACAUUUGGAUAUGUAGCUCCAGAAUAUGCAAGCACAGGUAUGCUUAACGAGGGGAGUGAUGUAUAUAGUUUCGGAGUUCUACUAAUGGAGAUAAUUACAGGAAGAAACCCAAUUGACUAUUCCAAACCAGCAGGAGAGAUGAACCUGGUUGAUUGGUUUAAAGGAAUGAUCCAAAGUCGCCGUGGAGAGGAUGUUGUUGAUCCUCUGAUUGCAGUUCAGCCCCCUCCAAGAGCCAUGAAGCGAGUAUUGCUGGUUUGUCUCCGAUGUAUAGAUCUAGAUGUCCAUAAGCGACCGAAAAUGGGGCAAAUUGUUCAUAUGCUUGAGGCAGAUGACUUCCCUUUUCGUUCAGAAACACGAUCAGCUCGAUAAAAAUCCUCUCCCUUUCCCGUGCAGCUGCAUCCAGUAAUGUUCAAUAUACAUCCAAGUAUGCCCCCGGGGGGGGGGGGGGGGGUUAGUAACGAAGAUUGAGGUGGAGAUGAUAAAUUUUUUGGCCGAUAAAUAGCAGUUCUGAGGCGCCAUGCACACCAUGAUCCUCCGUUAGUAACUACAGAAAAGAACUUACAAGCAUUGAAUGUGUGCGUAUAUAAAUUUCUAAUUUCUCUUUCCUGGUCUGAUAGAUUCUGUUGAUAUGUUCAGCACCAUACUUAUAGAUGAGCUUGUAAAUACGUGCUUAUGUGGUAUUUUAAUAUGUAAGGUCUGUUAAGAAUCUUCA
This is a messenger RNA of Pyrus x bretschneideri (Chinese white pear), 1900 nucleotides long. Its product is annotated as probable receptor-like serine/threonine-protein kinase At4g34500. Lineage: Eukaryota; Viridiplantae; Streptophyta; Magnoliopsida; Rosales; Rosaceae. The record is from RefSeq and is a predicted model, not a curated record. Gene Ontology annotation, molecular function: protein kinase activity; ATP binding. Gene Ontology annotation, biological process: protein phosphorylation. The coding region runs from base 238 to 1557 and encodes 439 amino acids. The transcript is spliced from 7 exons.